Messenger RNA from Lepus europaeus (European hare), 2815 nucleotides. RefSeq names its product armadillo repeat containing 12 (gene ARMC12). The transcript is spliced from 6 exons. NCBI's taxonomy places the organism in Eukaryota, Metazoa, Chordata, Mammalia, Lagomorpha, Leporidae. The record is from RefSeq and is a predicted model, not a curated record. Bases 1679 to 2782 code for a protein of 367 amino acids. Gene Ontology annotation, cellular component: nucleus.
GGGAGAGACAGAGAGAAAGGUCUUCCACCCACUGGUUCACUCCCCAGAUGAUCCCAACAGCCAGAAUUGGGCCAAUUUGAAGCCAGGAGCUGGGAGCCAGGAGCUUCUUCCAGGUCUCCCAGGUGGGUGCAGGGGCCCAAGCACUUAGGUCAUCCUUUGCUGCUUUCCCAGGCCAUUAGCAAAGAGCUGGAUGGGAAGAGGAGGAGCUGGGACUCAAACCAGUGCCUAUAUGGGAUGCUGGCACUGCAGGCAAAGCCUUAACCUACUACACCACAGCACUGGCCCCAUAAAAUCAAUCUGAAAAAAACCGCAACAAGUGAGUAUCACCUUUGUUUUGCUUCAGAUGUGAAGGUUGCAGGAUCCACUCCGUGGAAUGGAGGAAGCAGGAAUUCUGGGUCCUAUCCUGGAGGGAGUUUGUCCUGAGGGCUCUGUCCUCAGAUCUAGGUGGCCUGGGAACCAACAAAUGACAGUCCCUAUCAGGCAACCAUUUCCUGUGUGCAGUUCCUGAGCCAUGCUGUGCGGGUCCCAUGGCGGUCGGGAGGCUUCUGCAGGCCUCUGCUGUCCCCAGCAGACAGGGAGCCGCCCUCCCAGAGCUGGGCAGAGGGCCAGGAAUGACCUUUGCAGAGGGCUCAGGAUGGCAGAGAGGACAGGAAGAGACUGGCGACCCAGGAGCUCCUGCUAGCCCCUGUCUGAAGCCUAGGAUGUGGUGGUGACGGCUCUGAGCAGGCAGGCAGGCCUGGCUGGCCGCUGCACCUGUUGGGGGUGCUGCCUCCCCACCUCGCUCCAGCCCAGGUGCAGCCCAGGACCCCGAGCAGCCAUGUUCAGCACAGGCUGACCCUAGCUGGGGGCUGGUCACCUCCCUGUUCUGUGCCAGAGGGUGUGGGGGCUGCUGGGGUCAGGAUGGACGUAUCUGGUCUCCCUGGUGGGAGAGAUCAAAGCCAGCGCAGCUGGGCUCCCACCCUCUGGGCAGAGGCAUUUUCUGAGUCCAGCCCCUUCCCACCAGUGUGGAGGCUGGGAGGUGGGAUUCCCAGCUCUAGGUCUCAGUGACCAAAAGGUCCAGACCCAGCACACUUUCAUCCUAGAGCUUUAGGAGGCAGAAAGCAAGACCCCCACAAGGGCAGCCCCUUCCUCCUUCCCGGUUAGGGUUAAGUGGGCCUGGAGCCCCACUUUCCAGACUCAUUGUUCUGUCCCCAAGUCCUCAGGGCACGGCAGGUGGUGGAGGCCCAGGAGUAAUUGUAAAGUGGGAAGAUCAAGACGGGCAGGGCCAAGGGAGCCAAGGGAGCCCGCCACCUCGACACCCAGCCCAGAAAUGCCCAAGGCCUAAGCACAGAAAUGGGCCUCUGCUGCCCUCUACUGGAAGGAGGCAGGUGCUGAUCCUGCCUCUCCGGGCCCCACCAACCUGGCUUCCCUAAAGACAGGCUGUGUGUUGUAUUGUCCCUGAAGUCGCCGGCAGCCUCAAAAGGGAGCCUCAGAAGGACCUUCUGUCCUUUCAAGCACCUCUGGCAUGCCAUUUCCUGACUGCCACCCUCCAUGUCAUCGUCUCCCCAGUUUCCUUUGUUGUCUGGGUUCCAGAUUCUGGUACCGUGGUUCCUGACCCUGUCAGAGUUCUGGUUCCGGAAGCUCCCUCCCAGGUGCCUCGGGCUUAGCUCUCACCCAGGCACAAAGCAACGCUGAGGACAUGGGCAAGAGCAUCCCCCGGUGCCUGGCGCAGCUGGACAUCCGCAAAAGUGUAGUGAGCCUGGCCACGGGCGCCGGGGCCAUCUACCUGCUCUACAAGGCCAUCAAGGCCGGCAUAAAAUGCCAACCACCCCUCUGCACCAACUCACCCAUCUGCAUCGCCCGUGAGUGUCCGGGCCCUGGGGAGAGGGCUCUGCCCCAGGAGGCACCUGCUCCCGAGGCCUCCCCUGUGGGAAUGCCCGAAGGCCUGGCCAUCGAGCGAGAGCGGCACGGGCGGGACUCGGGCGAGCUCCGGAGGCUGCUCAGGUCUUUGGAGUACAAGCAGGACGAGUACGCCAAGAGCAUGAUCCUGCACAGCAUCACUCGCUGUGUGUACCUGCUGGAGGCGGAGGCUGCCUCUUGUACUACUGAUGACAUCAGGUUGGUGGGCGACAUGCUGGACGAUGAGGACAACAGUGUCAAAAUCCAAGCUCUGAACACGCUUAAAGCUUUCUCUGGCAUCAGAAAAUUCAGGCUUAAAAUCCAGGAACAUGCCAUCAAGGUGCUGGAGCUCAUCUCCACCAUCUGGGACACAGAGCUGCACAUCGCAGGCCUCCGGCUCCUCAACAACCUCCCACUGCCCGACUACGUGCACCCGCAGCUGCGACGCGUGAUGCCCGCCCUGAUGGAGAUCCUGCAGUCGGACUGCAUCUUGUCCCAGGUGCAAGUCAUUCGGCUGCUGAGCUACAUGGCGCAGAAGAAUGACCUCCUUUAUGACAUUCUCAACUGCCAGGUGCACUGUGACUUCUUGAAGCUGUUCCAGUCCUCGCAGCCGGGGAGUCUGCUGUUCGAGGUGCUGGUGUUCACCGAGCGGCUGAGCGAGGGCCGCAACUCCCCCCACUACCGCGCCGUGAAGUGGCAUUACAACGAGCAGUCCCUGCACGAAGCCCUGUUUGGGGAGGAGUCUCGCCUGGCAGACCGGCUGCUCGCCCUGGUCAUCCACCCUGACGAGGAGGUCCAGAUCCAGGCCUGCAAGGUCAUAGUCAGCCUGCAAUGCCCCCAGGACUUGGGAGUCCGGCCCUCCUCCUGCCCUCCGACCCGUUCCUACUUUAAAAGCGCGGAAUAACAUUAAGGAGAACCAAUAAAUGACUAUGGGAGA